This is a messenger RNA of Rotaria sp. Silwood2, 615 nucleotides long. NCBI's taxonomy places the organism in Eukaryota, Metazoa, Rotifera, Eurotatoria, Philodinida, Philodinidae. The record is from the annotation of a GenBank genome assembly.
AUGAAUGACGAUUGGAGUAGAUGUCCAAUUUGUUAUGAAGAUUAUUCAUUACUACAUCGUCCAACAACAUUCGUUUGUGGUCACUCGACAUGUAUCGAUCAUACUUUUGGUCAUAAUCGUCUUCAUGAAUGUCCUAUUUGUCGAUAUCCAUUGAAUAAGCAACAUGAAUAUAAUGUAUCGUAUAAUCUCGAAGAAGCAUCACGUUUAUAUCAUAUGACCAAAAAUACUGUUGACUAUUCCACUAUCAAACUUCCAUUAGUCGAUGUACAAACUAAUUAUGCAUCAACGAUAUAUGGUAAUGAAAACAAUACCCAUCGAUUACAAGCUAAAUUGGCUCAUGAAGUUCAAAACGAAGAAACAAUAACAAGACCAUCAACAAUUUUAACUUUUAUCUUAGCUGCAGCAUCAGCAAUGAAAAAAAAUGAACGUAAAGGUCGACAACAUAAAAAAUGUGGUCAUUAUUGUUUUCUUACUACAACACCUCAAUGUUGUGAAUGUUCUGAUCAACGACCUCAUGCUGAAAACAAUCGAUAUGAUAAAUAUGUCGAUGGUCAUGGAAUUCGACAAUUCGGAAAACGUAAUGAAUAUUAUUGUCCUAGUUGUAAACAAUACUGA